Messenger RNA from Solanum pennellii, 1554 nucleotides. Its product is annotated as peroxisome biogenesis protein 16-like. The transcript has 8 exons. Bases 195 to 1274 code for a protein of 359 amino acids. The record is from RefSeq and is a predicted model, not a curated record. Lineage: Eukaryota; Viridiplantae; Streptophyta; Magnoliopsida; Solanales; Solanaceae. Gene Ontology annotation, cellular component: peroxisomal membrane. Gene Ontology annotation, biological process: peroxisome organization.
CGUGGCAUUUUACAUUUGUAGUGUUGCUCUCGCAUUUUAUUGAUUGAUUGAUGAAUAUGUUAAUACCAAAUUUGUUUGUUUUGUUCUUCAAUUCCUAUUUUGUCUUUCUUGACCCAUUACAUUUAAUUGAAUUUCAGAGGUGGGUGAUUUCUUUUUGACAUCUGGGUUUGAUUUGACAAAACCCUUUUGGUGGUAUGGAGGUUUAUAAGAGAUGGAUUAGAAGGAAUAAAGGUUUUGUGCGUCAAUUGGAUUCUAUUGCCAAUAAUUUGACGUGGUUCCUCCCAGAUGAGUUUGCUGAAUCAGAAAUCGGGCCAGAAGCAGUGUCAUCCCUUGUAGGAAUGAUUUCUACCUUGAACGAACAUAUAAUAGAGACAAGUCCAACUGAGGCGCAUACAAGAUGUGCAAAGUCUUCUUUUAUCCCUUUAUCAUUGUGCCUUACUUUGCUGAAAGACUUGGAAACAUCAAUUGAGGUUGUGGCUGAGCAAAUUUAUGGUGAAAAGAACAAAUGGAAUUUGAUUGCCAUAACUGAGGCUGUCAAGGUUUGUAUUAGGCUGGUUAUCUUCAGGAAGACUGGGUACAAAAUGCUUUUAGAAGGAGGGGAAACUGAAAAUGGAGAAAAUGAUUCUGAUUCUUUUAGUCCUCAAGAAACGAAGAGGCAGCUUGGUAAGCCUACAGGGAAUGAAGAGUCCUGUAUCACAAAAACACUGAAUGCGCAAAACUCUGGGAAUCUUGCAGACAGGGCAAUAACUGCCUUAAGCAGUUUUGGCAAGCAAGCUACAAUGCAACAUCCACAAGCAAUAAUGGAACCUCCAAGUAAACUAGCUGAGAGACCUAGUCUAUGGACUUUCUUAUCUGAAAAAGGUGUUCCUGGAGGCUUCUUGGUGACGGGAGAGAUUUUGUUCAUCAUAAGGCCUCUUGUGUAUGUACUAUUGAUGAGGAAAUAUGGAACGCGGUCGUGGUUUCCCUGGUGUGUGUCACUGGCUGUGGACCUCAUCGGGAAUAGCAUUCUCUCAGUUACAUUGAUGUCUCAACAUAGCGGGAAAAAUCCGCAACUUCAGUUUUCUGACUCUGAGAAGGACGAGUUAAAAAGACGAAGAAUGUUAUGGGCGUUGUACCUCAUGCGAGAUCCACUUUUUACCAAGUAUACCAGGCAAAGACUUGAAAGCACUCAAAGGCUAGUGCAACCCAUUCCCAUUCUUGGAUUUGUUGCAGAAAAAAUAAUUGAAAUUCUUAUUGGAGUCCAAACGCGUUACACGUACAUUUCUGGUUCAUAACAGGGGGAAGCUAUCAGGAGAAAUUUGAAGCGUCUAUAUCUAGACAUUUGCAGUCUUUUUCUUUAGUCGUUUUCUUGAUGAUUUGGGGAGAGUUCACUAUAUAUCUAUGUUGUCUUGGUAGCAAAUUGUCAAUGUUUCUUUUUAGUAUAGUCAUCUAGUUUCCAAGAAACCCUUUUCGCGAUAUCUACCAAGGGUUUCUCUGAUAUUGUCAAAGUAGAUUAAACCUUUAUCAUAAAUCAUUACUGAAAUGAAUGAUUCAAGAAAGCUAUCACUAUUAAAA